AGCUGUGGAAGCGUGGGACAGGGAUGGCAUCCAGAGUCUCUGAUGCACCUGCUCCUCUCUGAGCCAGAGAAAAGGCCGGAGCGGGGACAGCAUCAGCAGCACUUCAGAGGGUGCUGUCUGAGACCAUGAAGCCCAAGAAAACUGACUGCCUUCUCGUCUUCUACCUCAGUUCCUCACUGCUCAUCUGCAUAAAGAAUUCGUUUUGCAAUAAAAACCAUACCGGGUGCCUCUCAAAUUCUUGCCAAAACAGUUCUAUGUGCAAGGGUUUUCCACAAGACAAUUGCUGUUCAGACAUAGACAAUAAUUUGGACAAAGACUGUGAAGAUGGGAAAGACCCUUGCUUCUCCAGUCCCUGCCAAGGAAAUGCCACUUGUGUGAGUACUCCAGGAGAAAGGGGCUUCCUGUGCCAAUGUCCUCCUGGGUACAGUGGACUGACCUGUGAAACUGCCAUCGAUUCCUGUGGAGGGAACUCCUGCCAACAUGGAGGCACUUGCCAUAAAGACCCUGCACACUCUGUCUGUAUUUGCCCUGCUGGAUACACUGGGAGGUUCUGUGAGACAGAUCACAACGAGUGUACGUCCAGCCCUUGCCACAAUGGGGCUGUGUGCCAGGAUGGAGUCAAUGGCUAUUCCUGCUUCUGUGUGCCUGGAUACCAAGGCCGGCAUUGUGACUUGGAAGUAGAUGAAUGUGUUUCUGAUCCUUGCAUGAAUGAGGCUGUGUGCCUCAAUGAGAUAGGGAGAUACACUUGUGUCUGCCCUCAAGAGUAUUCUGGUGUAAACUGUGAGUUGGAAAUUGAUGAAUGUGGAUCCCAGCCCUGUCUACAUGGUGCCACAUGUCAGGAUGCUCUCGGGGCUUACUUCUGUGACUGUGCACCUGGAUUCCUUGGAGAUCACUGUGAAUUCAACUUUGAUGAAUGUGCCAGUCAGCCGUGUCUCCAUGGAGGUCUGUGCGUGGAUGGAGGAAACAGCUACCAUUGUGACUGCACAGGUAGUGGAUUCAUGGGGACGCAUUGUGAGACCUUGAUGCCUCCUUGUUGGUCAAAGCCUUGUCACAAUAAUGCUACCUGUGAAGACAUCGUUGACAGCUACAUCUGUCACUGCUGGCCUGGAUACACAGGUGCCCUGUGUGAGAUGGACAUAAAUGAAUGCAGUAGCAACCCCUGCCAAUUUGGGGGUGAAUGUGCCGAACUGUCCUCAGAGGAUCUAUAUGGACACAUUGCUGGCCUGCCUUCCUCCUUCAGCUACCUUGGAGCCUCGGGCUAUGUUUGUAUCUGUCAGCCUGGAUUCACAGGAAUCCACUGUGAAGAAGACAUUGAUGAAUGUCUACCAAACCCUUGCCAAAAUGGUGGCACUUGUGAGAACCUACCUGGAAAUUAUACCUGCCAUUGCCCCUUGGAUGACAUUUCUAGGACCUUUUAUGGAGGAGAAGACUGUUCUCAAGUUCUCCUGGGCUGCACUCAUCACCACUGUCUCAAUCAUGGAAAAUGCAUCCCUCACUUUGAAAAUGGCCAGCAUGGAUUCACCUGCCAAUGUCCUUCUGGCUAUGCUGGGACGCUGUGUGGAACUGAUACCACACUUUCCUUUGAGGGCAACGGCUUCCUGUGGGUCACAAGUGGCUCACAUACAACCAGACAGUCAGAUUGUAACAUAUCCUUGAGGUUUCAGACUGUUCAACUAAACACACUUCUCCUUUUCCGAGGCAACAGGGAUAUGUCUAUGAAGCUGGAAUUGCUAAACGGUUGUGUUCACUUAUCAAUACAAGUCCGGAAUCAGUCAAAGGUGCUUCUAUAUAUUUCCCACAACACUAGUGAUGGAGAAUGGCAUUCGGUGGAGGUGACAUUUGCGGAAAUUAUAACCCUUACCCUAACUGGCAGCUCCUGCAAGGGGAAAUGCACCACCAAGACUUCUUUUCCAGUGGAGAAUCAUCAGUCAAUAUGUACUUCUCCAAACUCUUUUUUGGGUGGCUUACCAGUGGGAACAACCAGCAACAGUGUGUCUGUGCUUAACAUCUAUAAUGUGCCAUCCACACCUUCCUUUGUAGGCUGUCUCCAAGAUAUUAAAUUUGAUUCGAACCACAUCACUCUGGAGAACAUUUCGUCUAGCUUGUCACAAAAUGUCAAAGCAGGCUGCACAAGAAAGGACUGGUGUGAACGUCAACCUUGUCAGAACAGAGGACGCUGCAUCAACUUGUGGCAGGGUUAUCAGUGUGAAUGUGACAGGCCCUAUACAGGCUCCAACUGCCUGAAAGAGUAUGUAGCAGGCAGUUUCGGCAAGGAUGACUCUCCUGGAUAUGCCAUCUUUAAUGUUGAUGAGAAUCAUGGACAGAACGUUAGUCUCUCCAUGUUUGUCAGAACACGCCACCCAUCGGGCUUACUUCUGGCUUUGGAAAACAGUACUUACCAGUAUGUCCGUGUCUGGCUAGAGCAUGGAAGCCUAGCACUGCAAACUCCAGGCCCUCCCAAGGUAGUAUUGAAUUUUUUUCUUAGCGAUGGAAAUGCCCAUUUAAUAUCUUUGAAAAUCAAACCAAAUGAAAUUAAACUAUAUGAGUCUUCACAAAACCUAGGAUUUAUUUCUGUUCCUGCAUGGACAAUUGGAAGAGGAGAUGUCAUCUUCAUUGGUGGCCUGCCUGAAAAACAAAAGACUGAAGUGUAUGGUGGCUUCUUCAAAGGCUGUAUUCAAGACAUAAGAUUAAACAACCAAAAUCUGGAAUUCUUCCCCAAUUCAACAAGCAAUGGAUACAAUGAUCCAGUUCUUGUCAAUGUGACUCAAGGUUGUCCUGGAGAUAACAUCUGUAAGUCCAACCCCUGUCAUAAUGGAGGUGUCUGCUAUUCCCUGUGGGAUGACUUCUCCUGUUCCUGCCCUGCAAAUACGACCGGGAAAGCCUGCCAGGAAGUUCAGUGGUGUCAACUCAACCCAUGUCCUCCCAGUGCACAGUGCCAGCUGGUUCCUCCAGGGUUUGAAUGUAUUGCAAAUGCUGUUUUCAGUGGAUUAAGAAGAGAAAUAUUGUUCAGAAGCAAUGGGAAUAUUACCAGAGAACUCACCAACAUCACCUUUGGUUUCAGAACAAGUGAUACAAAUGUAAUGAUACUGCAUGCAGAAAAAGAGCCCGAGUUCCUUAACAUUAGCAUUCAAGACUCCAGAUUAUCAUUUCAAUUGCAAAGUGGCAACAGCUUUUCUGUGCUGCACCUGAUGAGUUUACAAUUGGUGAAUGAUGGCACGUGGCACCAAGUGACUUUCUCCAUGAUAGACCCACUGGCCCAGACCUCCCGGUGGCAGAUGGAGGUAGACCACCAAACACCUCUUGUGACCAGCACAAUUGCUACUGGAAGCCUGAAUUUUUUGAAGGACAACACAGACAUCUAUGUGGGUGACAAAGCUUUUGACAAUAUGAAAGGCCCACGGGGCUGUCUGAGCACAAUAGAAAUUGGAGGCGUCUAUCUCUCUUACUUUGAAAAUCUUCAUGGUUUCAUUACUAAGCCUCAGGAAGAGCAGUUUCUCAAAGUCUCUACAAAUGCGGUCCUUACUGGCUGCUUGCCAUUAAAUGCCUGCCAAUCCAGCCCCUGCCUGCACGGAGGAAGCUGCCGAGACAGCUAUAACUCUUAUCAGUGUUCCUGUCUCUCGGGGUGGUCAGGAACACACUGUGAAAUCAACAUUGAUGAAUGCUUUUCUAACCCCUGUAUCCAUGGCAACUGCUCCGAUGGAGUUGCCGCCUACCACUGUAGGUGUGAGCCUGGAUACACUGGUGUGAACUGUGAAGUGAAUACAGACAAUUGCAAGAGCCAUCAGUGUGCAAAUGGGGCCACUUGCAUCAGUGGGACUCAUGGCUAUUCUUGCCUCUGUUUGGGAAAUUUUACAGGGAGAUUUUGCAGACACAGCAGAUUGCCCUCGACAGUCUGUGGGAACGAGGAGAGAAAUCUCACUUGCUCCAAUGGAGGCAACUGUACCGAGGUCCAGGAGGACUGGAAAUGUAUGUGCCGGCCAGGUUUCACUGGAGAGCGGUGUGAAGAGGACAUCGAUGAGUGUGCUUCUGAUCCCUGCCUCCAUGGAGGCCUGUGCAGGGACUUGGUCAACAGGUUCCAGUGCAUCUGUGACGUGGCCUUCUCGGGCGAGCGCUGUGAACUGGACCUGGCUGACGACUGGCUCGUGGGCAUUUUCACCGCCCUUGGCUCAGGGACCUUGGCCCUGUUAUUCAUCCUCUUGCUUGUGGUUGUUGCUUCCCUUAUCUCCUCCAACAAAAGGGCAACUCAAGGAACCUACAGCCCCAGCCGUCAGGAGAAGGCUGGCCCUCGAGUGGAAAUGUGGAGCAGGAUGCCGCCCCCGGCCCUGGAAAGACUCAUCUAAAAACCUGCUGCUUCUCUGAGAAAGGAAAAGAACGCGAUGAGCGAGCACCCUGCUCCUGCCUGAGUGACAGUUUUACAUCACUAGAGCUACUAACUUACAGCUGGGACCCCACUGGGACUGUGGGGAGGAUUUCCCUAGCCGCCUUAUAGACCUUCAUGGGGGGUUGCCCUGCAUCACCGUUUGCUUAUGUGAGCCAUUCACAGAAAUGUGUCUCUGUGUCAUGGAUGACAACCUCAGAAUCAGCAAAACAUCCUCCAGACAGAGAACUGUAUUUUAGAAAACUGUAUUUCUAAAACUGUAUUUUAGAAAAAUUUUAUAAUCUAACUACCCCUUAAACUCUUUACUAGGUGAUCCAGAGAAAAUGCUUAGUAGCCAAGUGCCACACAUUACAUAGAACCAGAAAGAAAAAUUAGAAAACAAUUUUCACUUUCUUCUUUUUAUUUUGUAGGAAAGUUUUGUUUUUUAAGACAGUGUCUCACUAUGUAAACCAAGCCAGCCUCCAAAUCACAUGGACCCUCCUCCCUCAUCCUCCUGAACUCUAGGAUUACAUGUGUCUGAUCAUGUCCAGCUUAGCUUUGAAUCUUUUAUCAUAUGCUAAAAGAUUCUAAUGGGACUUGGAGAGAUGGCUCACUGGAUAAGAACUUGCUGGAUGAGGGCGAGAACUGGAGUUUGGGACCCUGUUACCCACACAAGUGCCAGCUAAGUGUGGCCCUGUUUGCAAUCCGAGGCCUCAGGAGGUAGAGAUAGAGGUCACUGUAGUAAGCCGCCAAACUGUUAGGGUGAGUGAGUUCUGGUCUCAAAUGAGAGAACUUGACUCAAUAUAAAAGGUAAAUUGUGGGUGAAGAAGACACUAUAUGUCAAUGUCUUGCCUAUACGUGCAUGUGCACACAUUUAUGUGUGCCCAAGCAUGGAAACAUAUAUACAUACACACCACACACUGAUGCAACACACACACACACACACACACACACACACACACACACACACACACACACAUACACGGGUCUAAUUGUGUGUGAUGAUGAGAGGUACACUUUAGUCCUUCAGUCAUGGAUUUAGAGGAAGUCAUGAGAAGAAUGUAUGGUUUAAAACAUGACCCAACUUGAAAUAUGGCUGUUCUCCUGUCUGAGAUUGGCUUUGUUGGUGUUUGGUUGCUUAGUUGGUUGGUGGUUAUUUGUUUAUUUGUUUUGUUUGCCUGUGAUAUUACAUGUAACAAAAGUAACUUGUAAGAACAAUUGAAAAACUUUGUGAUGAAUUACAUCUUUUGCCUAAAUCAUUUAGAGUCAUUAUUCUUUAUGAAGAUAUGCUUCCAGUCAAGACAUUUCCUAGGCAGAAAUUAAGACAGUAAGAAAAUUGUUAGUCAAGCCUGAAAGAGGAGGCUCUUUCCUUCCAGGGACUUUUGGUAACAUCCAAAAGUGAUGGCACCUAAGUGUAAGGACCCCACAGUGAGAUAGACAUGUGUGCAGAAGCAUCUGAAAGGAGAAAAUAUUGCACCUUCUAUUUGUACAAUGUCUAUGCUGCGAUGGCUGUAUUGUAUGUAU
Peromyscus maniculatus bairdii (prairie deer mouse) is the source of this 5881-nucleotide messenger RNA. It is a transcript of the gene Crb1, whose product is annotated as crumbs cell polarity complex component 1. NCBI's taxonomy places the organism in Eukaryota, Metazoa, Chordata, Mammalia, Rodentia, Cricetidae. Gene Ontology annotation, molecular function: calcium ion binding. The record is from RefSeq and is a predicted model, not a curated record.